CACAGUCUGUGGCCUGGAAAAUCCCUGGCCAAGGUGAAAAGCUGUUACAGUUACUGAGGUACAACAGCUGAGAAAGUCUCUACAUUCAUUUUGCUGGUAAAGUAGAAUACAUUGUUGGGUUAUCCAAUUAAAAUGGCAGAGGUAGAAAGACAAAACAAACAAACAAAGCAGUUGGCCGGUUAGCAUUAGCAUUUUAGCUAGCUACAUUUGUAGGAAUAUGAAGAUGAACCGGAUACAAUGGCGGGAGAGGUAUCUGAGGAGGAAAGCGAGUCAACAAGCGUGAGUGGAAACAACAGCCCAAAUGAAAAAAAAAAAAAAAAAAAAAAAGAAGGAGAAAAAAUGCCUUGGAAACCAGGACCACCAUACUAAAUUAGAGAGUCAGGCCAAGAAGCUGUCAUGAUGCCAGAGAAAGACCAGGACCAAAACCACGACCCUCAAAUCCAGCUGCACCUGUCCCUCCGGGCCAGGGACUCCAAGGAAGAUGACACGGAAAUCCCACACCAGGAGAGUUCUGACCCCACUGUGCACAGAAAUGAAAGCACAGAAAUCGUGGAUAGAAAGAGCAUUCAGCAAGAGAGAAUGUGUUCAUAUCAUAGUGAGCGCCAAAGACCCCCAUAGGUGUUGCUGUGGCCGCCUGAUAGGUCAGCAUGUGGGCCUGCCCCCGGGCAUCUCAUCCAGUCAGAAUGAUAAGGCAGAGCGCUUGGCCAAGAAUGACAGCCUGUCGGAGAAGUGGUCGAUCAGCAAACACACGCAGCUCAGCCCCACCGAUGCCUUCGGCACUAUCGAGUUCCAGGGUGGAGGACACUCCAACAAAGCCAUGUAUGUACGUGUGUCGUAUGACACCAAGCCUGACCUGCUGCUCCACCUGAUGACGAAGGAGUGGCAGCUGGAUCUACCCAAGCUGCUCAUCUCAGUCCACGGGGGCCUGCAGAACUUUGAACUGCAGCCAAAACUGAAACAGGUCUUCGGCAAGGGGCUUAUCAAGGCUGCGAUGACCACCGGAGCCUGGAUCUUCACCGGAGGGGUCAACACAGGGGUCAUCCGCCAUGUGGGUGAUGCCCUGAAAGACCACGCCUCGAAGUCCCGGGGGAAGAUCUGCACCAUUGGCAUUGCCCCAUGGGGCAUAGUGGAAAACCAGGAGGAUCUAGUGGGCAAAGAUGUGGUGCGUCCAUACCAGACCAUGUCCAACCCUCUGAGCAAGCUGACGGUGCUGAACAGCCUCCACUCCCACUUCAUCCUGGCAGACAACGGCACCACAGGGAAGUACGGUGCCGAGGUCAAACUGCGACGCCAGCUGGAGAAACACAUCUCCCUACAAAAGAUCAACACACGUAUCGGUCAGGGUGUGCCUGUGGUGGCUCUGAUCGUCGAGGGAGGCCCUAAUGUGAUCUCCAUAGUGCUGGAGUACCUCAGGGACACGCCUCCGGUCCCUGUGGUGGUGUGUGACGGCAGCGGCAGAGCCUCAGAUAUCUUGGCCUUUGGACACAAAUACUCAGAGGAGGGAGGGAUAAUUAACGAGUCUUUAAGAGACCAGUUGCUGGUGACCAUCCAGAAGACUUUCACCUACAGUCGCACACAAGCCCAGCACCUCUUUAUCAUUCUGAUGGAGUGCAUGAAGAAGAAGGAGCUGAUAACGGUUUUCCGGAUGGGGUCAGAGGGUCAUCAAGACAUUGACCUUGCCAUCCUCACCGCACUGCUCAAAGGUGCCAAUGCUUCAGCUCCUGACCAGUUGAGUCUUGCUCUGGCCUGGAAUAGAGUGGACAUCGCUCGCAGUCAGAUCUUCAUCUAUGGACAACAGUGGCCUGUGGGUUCCCUGGAGCAGUCAAUGCUGGAUGCCUUAGUUCUGGACAGGGUGGACUUUGUCAAGCUGCUAAUUGAGAAUGGAGUCAGCAUGCACCGCUUCCUCACCCUCUCCAGACUGGAGGAGCUGUACAACACGAGACAUGGGCCGUCCAACACGCUGUAUCACCUUGUCAGAGACGUCAAAAAGGGUAACCUGCCGCCGGACUACCGCAUCAGCCUCAUUGACAUUGGAUUGGUCAUCGAAUACCUCAUGGGUGGAGCGUACCGGUGUAAUUACACCAGGAAGAGAUUCAGAACGCUAUACCACAACCUCUUCGGACCCAAGAGACCCAAAGCCCUGAAACUGCUGGGGAUGGAGGAUGACAUGCCGAUCCGCAGAGGCCGACAGAAGACGACACGUAAACGAGAAGAGGAGGUGGACAUCGAUUUGGAUGACCCCGAGAUCAACCACUUCCCCUUCCCCUUCCACGAGCUAAUGGUGUGGGCUGUCCUGAUGAAACGCCAGAAGAUGGCGCUGUUCUUCUGGCAGCAUGGCGAAGAGGCCAUGGCCAAAGCUCUGGUAGCCUGCAAGCUUUGCAAGGCCAUGGCGCAUGAAGCCUCUGAGAACGAUAUGGUGGAUGACAUCUCGCAGGAGCUCAACCACAACUCUAGAGAGUUUGGCCAGCUGGCAGUGGAGCUGCUCGACCAGUCCUAUAAACAGGAUGAACAGAUGGCCAUGAAGCUGCUGACGUACGAGCUGAAGAACUGGAGCAACGCCACCUGCCUGCAGCUGGCGGUAGCGGCCAAACACAGGGACUUCAUCGCUCACACCUGCAGUCAGAUGCUGCUGACCGACAUGUGGAUGGGACGCCUGCGCAUGCGCAAGAACUCUGGCCUGAAGGUGAUCCUUGGCCUGCUUUUGCCACCAUCCAUCCUGAGCCUGGAGUUCAAGAACAAGGAUGAGAUGUCCUACAUGCCCCAGGACCAGGAGGCCUACCUGCAGGAGAAGGAGGAGGAGGAGCCCGAGAAGCCAGUCAAGGAGAAGGAGGAGGAGGACAUGGAGUUCACAGUAAGAUCUUACUGUGAGACGCAGUACAACUCCGUGGCCAUGCUGGGUAAAGUUGCUACUGAGACAAACAGAAAGAAGGACGUUGAGGAGGUUCAGAACCGCCACCGCCUCAUCCCCAUGGGACGCAAGAUCUACGAGUUCUACAACGCUCCUAUUGUCAAGUUCUGGUUCCAUACGAUGGCAUAUGUGGGCUACCUGAUGCUGUUUAACUACAUCGUUCUCGUCAAGAUGGACCUGUGGCCUUCUCCUCAGGAGUGGAUUGUCAUCGCGUACAUCUUCACAAACGGCAUCGAGAAGAUGAGAGAGAUCCUCAUGUCAGAGCCAGGGAAGUUGUUACAGAAGGUGAAGGUCUGGCUUCAGGAGUACUGGAACAUCACAGACCUCAUGGCCAUCCUCAUCUUCUCUGUUGGCAUGGUGCUCCGCCUCCAGGAGCCACCGCUCAUGAGCUACGGGCGGGUCAUUUACUGUGUCAACAUCAUCUAUUGGUACAUCCGGCUGCUUGACAUCUUUGGGGUCAACAAGUACCUGGGCCCCUAUGUAAUGAUGAUCGGCAAGAUGAUGAUCGACAUGAUGUAUUUUGUGAUCAUCAUGCUGGUGGUGCUGAUGAGUUUUGGGGUGGCACGGCAAGCCAUCCUCAACCCCAAUGAGGACCCGUCCUGGAUGCUAGCCAGGAACAUCUUCUUCAUGCCCUACUGGAUGAUCUAUGGAGAGGUGUUUGCUGACCAGAUUGACCAUAUGCAUAGUAGGAAGUUACAGCACAGGCUGAAUGAAAAACUCUGGCUGGUCGAUAAUUACUUUCGAUCUCACGGAACCUGGCGUAAUAAUGGUCCAUCCCACAUUGCCCAGUGCAGUCAAAAUCCCACCCCCUGUGGCCAGAACAUCACAACAGAAGAUGGGGUGGUGGCCCUGCCUCCCUGUAAAACAGGUGCCUGGAUUGUCCCAGCCAUCAUGGCCUGCUAUCUGCUGGUGGCCAACAUACUGCUGGUCAACCUGCUCAUCGCUGUGUUCAACAACACGUUCUUCGAAGUGAAGUCCAUCUCCAACCAGGUUUGGAAGUUCCAGCGUUACCAGCUGAUCAUGACCUUCCAUGAGCGGCCUGUACUUCCUCCACCCCUCAUCAUUUUUAGUCAUAUGACAAUGGUCCUCAAGCACUUAUGCUGUCGCUGGCGCAAGCAUGACGACGACGAGAGGGACUAUGGGCUGAAGCUCUUCAUCACAGAGGAUGAACUGAAGAAGGUUCAUGACUUUGAAGAGCAAUGUAUAGAAGAGUACUUUCGAGAGAAAGAUGACCGGUUCAACUCGUCCAAUGAUGAGAGGAUCAGAGUCACUUCUGAGAGGGUGGAGAACAUGGCCAUGCGUCUUGAGGAAGUCAACGAGAGGGAACACUUCAUGAAGGCCUCGCUGCAGACUGUUGACAUUCGUCUGGCCCAAAUGGAAGAGCUGAUUGGUCGAAUUGCUGUAGCACUGGAGCGUGUGACAGGUGUUGAGCGUGGAGAGGUCAACAAAGCCCGUUCCCGGACCUCAUCUGACUGCACAGACUCAGCAUACAUACUCCGCCAGGGUGAGUGCCCUGAUACAGCCUACAUUCUCCGCCAAAGCAGCUUCAACAGCACAGAAGGGAAUGCCUACCGCCUGCAGGAAGCUCUGGAGGGAGGAGCAGAGGGCUCCAUGUCCCCUCCAUCUCCUACCGGCAUGGCUACACGGACAAGGAGUCACUCAUUCUAUGUCGGCGGAGGUCGUGGUGGUGAACGAGCAAGUGGAGCUGAGCGAGCGGAGAGCUUUUUCAAAGAACGCUCACUUAGUCUCCACCGAGCCAAUAGCUCACAGUCGGUGGCUUCAGCCGCUGCCCCCAAGGAGUCUAAGCCCCUCCCCCUGGCGACACUGUCGGUCUCCCAGCAGCACCGUCCAUCAUCAUGCAUUGAUAUCUAUGUCUCAACUUCUGAGGAGGUGGGGCCUGCCGAGGUCUUCCUGGAUCCUCUCCGUGUGGCCCCAUCCCUCCAGAGAGACUCGUCCCUCCAUUCAGAGAUCAUGGAGGCGGUGCUGUCGGGAGGCCGGGACUUCAACAGCGCUACCACCAGCGGUUUGGGCGACAGGCACUCGGAGGGUGGCGCAGGCAGUAGUGGAACAGCUGGGGCUAUGUUUGACGAUAGUGCAGCAGCUGAUCUGUCUUUGUGCUCAGCCCACCUAUUACCAGACACCACCCUACCUCCCUGGGACAUGGAACCAUCGCCGCCACCCUCGGCAGGGCUGCUGGAGCGUUCUAAGAGCAGCCGCUACCUCUCCACGGCCGGCACAGGGUUCCUGGACGAGCCUCCACUGGUCAAGUCCCACAGCCUCAUGUUCACACCAAGGGGCUGCUACAGUGGGCUGGGGGCAGGAGUCCAAGUAAAAGCAGCAGAAUACACCAGCAUCACUGACUGCAUCGAUACACGCUGUGUCUCCUCUCCGUACCCUCCUGCAGAGCGCUCGCACUCCCCGGGAGGAUCCACCUCCUUCUCUUUUGACAAGCCACCAGACCUGGGUUCCUCUCACCCAGAAAGAGAGGCAGAGCUUAGCCACACAGAUUCUGAUCCAGAGGACCCCGAGGACCUGGUUCCAGCCCCUGAUACCCCUCGAUUAGGGGGCCUUGGUGGGCCCAGUGGGGCCCCUCUCUGCUCCCCCUUCUCCAGGCUGGAGCGAGCAAACAGCUGCUCUUCAGACGACUCCCAUCCUUCCCUCACCCUGGCCCCUCCGCACCGGAAGAGCCUGUCGGUGAGCGAGAGGAUGGAGAGGGGACCAGGUCUGGGGGCAGAAAGGGGGCCUGGGCCAGGAGGCCGGGGUUUGGGAGGAACCAGAAACCCAUUCCUCAGGAGCAAGUCUGGUGCGCGGCCUGAAACAGCCAAGACUGACAGCCUCUCCAUGAGGAAGCUGGCUACUCCAUCAGCUUUCCGCAGCUUCGAUAGACAAAACUAUACGUGACAGUGAGGAUGUUGGUCAGCACACCAAGAAUAAUAAUAGGACCAGGGAAGAAAACUUUAGGGCAAAUGUGAGAGCAGGGUGAAGUUGCUCAUAGAUGCUGAUGUGGGCCAGAUGUACAAUUUUCUCACUUGUGUUUUCAGGUCAGAAAAGGUGACGUAAAGCUCUGGAGGGCAACUUUACCCAGGAUCAGGAACCGAGGGAAGGGGGUGGGAGAUUGGGGUCCUACUGUACACCAGUCGAAAGCAAAGAGCUAUGAAUCUAGGCUAGUUUUUACCUCCUCUUGUAGCUAAGUAACUCUCAAUGGGGUGUUUUGGCAAUGGAAGGUGUAUGUGUAUGUCUUCCACCCACCACCUUUUACAUCAAGUAGACAUUCUGUCACUGUGUUACAUCACAUAUCAAUCACCAUGAUAGUAAAAGAAAGUAUACUGUAACUCUUAGCUACAUUAUAUGAUAGAAACUGUAAAGUCAAAGAGAGAGAAGGAGAGAGAAGAAAGAAAGGCAUGGCCAUCUGAUAAUGUCCCAGUAUAUUGGUCAGUGUUGUCAAAAAAUAACCUUAGAUUUUCCUUAGAUUUCCCUCUGCUCAUAUACUCAGACUCUACUCUGUAAGACCCAGGCAGUAGUUCAAAAAAAAAAAAAAAAAAAAAAAAAGAUUAGAAAUGAGUUUGGAACCUCCAGGACCGAGAAUUAUUGUGCUAACAUGGCAAUAACUUACCGCUAGAUACACAAAUACACCUUUCAAAUACGUAAAUAAAAAAUAUUUUGUUUGUAAAAGGAAAAUCAAACUUAUUUCUUACACUUUUGUUAAUGGAUCAUGGCAAAAUUCAUUAGAAAACAAGCUCUUUUCAAGAGUCCCACAGCUGAAUAUCCCUGUUUUGAUCAGAUCAGAUACAAACAGAAAACAGCAAGAUGGCAAAAUAUCACUGGGUCACACAGUGUUUUAGCAUAUAUCACUCAACAGAUUUUUACUUUAUGUGUCUCCAUUAAUGACGUUUGAGUGUCUGCAGUCUGUAGUGACUAGAACAGUAGAUGCUAGAGGUUUAAUUAGCCAUGUGAAACGAAUAAGAAACAAGUGUGGGAAAAAGUGACGUGGUUAGCAUCCACUGUUUUACAACUCAAGCUUGGGGCACAGCAUGGAGGCAAGGCGUGAAGCUGUAUCAGGAAAGUGAAAUGAGGGCAGGCACAUCUUUGAGGGCCAACACAUCAGGAAGGAAAGAAGAUGGAGCAGUUUUGUGAAAGGAAAUACAUACACAGUGCAGACAUUCACACACAUAUAUAGAUACACACACACACACAUAAACAGUUCCCUAUGAGGCUGUGUAGUCAGUGAAACUUUAAAUAUUGCUAUAAUAGAAAGUCCCAAAUUUAUCCCAGUCAGCUUUAACAAGUGCAAUUGCAAAAGUAGCGACAAGAGGCGGUAUGAACCGGUUUCAGAGGUAACGCCUGCUGUGAACUUCCUUUGCUUGCACAAAAAACCAAAAAUCAUUCCACUGUAGCUCUCUUCUUACCCAGCCCUCCUUCAUGUUUUUGGCAGUGGCAUUAUGUUGCAAGGGUUUGACACAAGCCUACAACUAAUGGAUCCGUCCUUCAUCUGUUCCAUACUUAUCAUUCAUUUGCUUUUCUCCUUUCUUUUAUAACUUCAUUCACUGAGCAACUGGAAAAGGAGACUUCCUACAAAAAAAAAAAGCAGCAGACU
This is a messenger RNA of Myripristis murdjan (pinecone soldierfish), 7502 nucleotides long. It is a transcript of the gene trpm3, whose product is annotated as transient receptor potential cation channel, subfamily M, member 3. The record is from RefSeq and is a predicted model, not a curated record. Bases 482 to 5809 code for a protein of 1775 amino acids. Gene Ontology annotation, cellular component: plasma membrane. Lineage: Eukaryota; Metazoa; Chordata; Actinopteri; Holocentriformes; Holocentridae. Gene Ontology annotation, molecular function: monoatomic cation channel activity. Gene Ontology annotation, biological process: metal ion transport; protein tetramerization; monoatomic cation transmembrane transport. The transcript has 27 exons.